AUGGAAGUAAGCGUGCUGUCCUUUACCAAAGAAAUACUGGUUCGAUCCUGCAUCCAGAUAUGCUACGGCAACGACUAUGCGACCGACCCAUUGUUCAACCAAAUCGUCUUAAGUUACUGGUGGGACUCAGCAUAUGGUACAGCACUCUUUGAACUGCUGCCCCGGUCCAUAGCUCCAUACUUUGUGAAAUUCUUCAUGCUUUGGAAGGGUUCAAUGCAUAAAGUAGGAGAAGUAGCUGGAUAUCUUAUGAAGAAGCGACUAGGUGCGCUUGAUGAAGAGCUAAAUGCAAGUCAUAUCGACAUGGCCCAGUUUCUCCUUCAAUCGUCCCGUGCGCCAGGCCAAAAGGAUUCCGUCCGUCUUCAACAGCUUCUCGUGGCAAUGACCUUUGUGUUUGCUCACCAACCACCGAUAGCAUUGGCUUGGGUUCUGAUAGAGCUGGCUCGACACCCCGAGUAUAUGCAGCUGCUUCGUGAUGAAAUCUUGACUGCCGAACAGCAAGGUCAUGAGGAUAUUAUGUCACAUCUUCCUUUGAUGGAAUGCGUACUUCGUGAAGUAUCAAGACUUUAUACACUUGAUGGCCUUACAAUUCAACGCAAGGCACUUCGCCCAUUUACUUUCUCUGACGGGACAUCGAUUCAACCCGGAACAAACGUUGCUAUCCCCCAACAGGCAAUCAUGCGCGAUCCAGAGUUCUACUCUGACCCGGACACCUUCGAUCCAUUCCGGUUCAAACCGCAUGCCCCAGAGGACCAAGCUCGUAUAAAAUGGACCGAUAUUAACGAGCGGUAUACAUAUUGGGGGUCAACCGCGAGACCAUGGGAGGUGGAUGGUGUCACAUUUGCUAAAAAGCUGUUUGGUGAUUCUGCUGAAAAAGUAUAA
Clonostachys rhizophaga is the source of this 879-nucleotide messenger RNA. Lineage: Eukaryota; Fungi; Ascomycota; Sordariomycetes; Hypocreales; Bionectriaceae. The record is from the annotation of a GenBank genome assembly.